CCCAUUGGAAGGCUAACAUGCAAUUUUCUUCGCUGGCAGAUACCUCAUUUCCCGAGACUUGAGAAUCUCCGCAUACACCAACCGCCAAGAUGGUCCGCACUUCCGUUCUCCACGAUGCUCUCAAGAGCAUGAACAACGCCGAGAAGGCCGGCAAGCGCCAGGUGCUCAUCCGCCCCAGCUCCAAGGUCAUCGUCAAGUUCCUCCAGGUCAUGCAGCGUCACGGUUACAUCUCGUCAUUUGAGGAGGUCGACGACCACCGCUCCGGCAAGAUCGUUGUCCAGCUCAACGGCCGCCUCAACAAGUGCGGUGUCAUCUCUCCCCGCUACAACGUCCGUCUCUCCGACCUCGAGAAGUGGGUUGUCAAGCUGCUCCCUGCCCGUCAGUUCGGCUACGUCAUCCUCACCACCUCUGCUGGUAUCAUGGACCACGAGGAGGCCCGUCGCAAGCACGUUGCCGGCAAGGUCAUCGGCUUCUUCUACUAAGCGUUGGAACACCAAAAAGGCGAUGGAAGAAUGGACAAAAAGGGGCGUGGGACAUUUGGCGUUUGGGGGAACAACUUGGGUUAGCCAUGGCCGAUACCAGAGGAUGCCAUUGAGCUAGGAUCUCAUUUACACCAAAAGCAAUGAACUUCAACCAAGACCCCACCAAUACGAGCCAGUUCUCAUGUGUCAAUUUCAAGUGUGCAAUGUGUGCUAUGCAAGUGCUGUCCCAAAGCUGAUUUAUGCGUGUCUGCUUGUUUCCUCAAGUAGACACCAUUUCGUGCUUCCGUCCAGAGAAAUUCUCAUGGGUGGUUGUGCUAGGCUUCUCAACCCUGUGCACUGAAAGCUUGAGAAGCCGGACUCCCUGGCGUCAUGAUGUUGCACAAUGCCUCAAGCAUGGCGAG
Colletotrichum phormii is the source of this 883-nucleotide messenger RNA. RefSeq names its product 40S ribosomal protein S22. NCBI's taxonomy places the organism in Eukaryota, Fungi, Ascomycota, Sordariomycetes, Glomerellales, Glomerellaceae. Gene Ontology annotation, cellular component: ribosome; cytosolic small ribosomal subunit. Gene Ontology annotation, biological process: translation. Bases 90 to 482 code for a protein of 130 amino acids. The transcript has 2 exons. Gene Ontology annotation, molecular function: structural constituent of ribosome. The record is from RefSeq and is a predicted model, not a curated record.